GUGGGGAGGGGUGGUCUCAAGCCAACAAAAUGAUCUCGCCCGACACAGCCUGCGAGACUCGGUACAUGAUGGCUCACGGAACAGUCUGCGUGACCGCCGGGUUAACGGGGCUCCUAAGUUUCGUGUUCCUGACGGUCGCGAUCGCCACGGAUUAUUGGUACGUUAUCGACGUGUCGGAUUCCCGUUACAACAAUGGGGAGGGCUGGGAAGACUUAAACUCCCAUUCUGGGCUGUGGAGAAUCUGCGAAGGUAAAAAUGCUUGCAUUGCUUUGAUAGACCCCUUUAGCGAGGAGAGUCAAAGUGUGCCUGAGUCCCAGCAACACCUACUGUUUAUGCAGAAGGUGUUUGUCAUUUUGCUGCCCCUCAGUCUGGUUCUUCUGGUGCUUGGAGGGAUUGGUGGACUGAUCAGCUCUCUGGCUAAUGGUCUCUACCUGCUUCUGUUCACGGGCUCCUACUUCCUCAUUGGAGGUGCGCUGACCCUGGCCGGGAUCUGCGUCUACGUCGCCUACUCGAAGGCUGCCUUUGCCAUUGCGAAGCACAUCUACGGAGACAAGGUGUUCGACAACGUUCACAUUGGCUUCAGCUGGUCCAUGGUCCUGGCCUGCCUCUCUUGCAUCCUGGAAGUGAUGUCCGGGGCUUUGUUUCUCCUGGCAGCCAAGCUCAGCACCGUAGGGCAACCAGAACAGUCUGCAGUCAUAUGAGCUCAGUGUUACUGUACAGCAACGCUGUGGACUGUUGUAUUGUUAUUGUGCCUCAGUGUAUAAUAAGCUAAGUUCAGGAUACAUGUUGCAUCCAGCACUGUUUGUUCUUUUAGGCUGCUGUUCUCUCCCCUCCCCUUCAAAUGUGAAACCAGAAAUUUGCAAAUAAUAACAGGACUGCUGGAGUGGUAUUUGUUCAGGCCUACGGAGAGAUGUUUGAACAGGAUUGUACGGUGGCAGACAGGGGAAAUAACCGAGUUCAGAGCAUGCCAUUUGCUCUGGGAAUUAGUCACAGUGGCGGGAAGUUUCAUUCCCAGAAAGACGAGGCUGCAAGCAUGUUGCUGGAGUUGCUGGGACUGCUCAGCUGACUGGGCAGCAUCCGUGGGGAGCAAAACUGCUUAAAAAGAAGGGAUCGUCUCUCUCGCUGAAGGUCAUGAGUCUUUGGAACUCUUUUCCUCAAAAAGCAGUGUAAGCAGAACUUUUGAGGUGACUUGAGGGAGAGUAGUAAGGGGUGAAAGGUUACGGAGUUAACGUUACAACCGAUCAGCCGUGACCUCAUUGAAAGGUAGAACAGGCUUGAAGGGGUGAGUGGGUUACUCCUGCUCCUAAGUCACAUCCUUGUAUAUAAAACAGAUUUAACACUUCAGUUUGUUGACUCUUCAUCAGUUCGGCGAUGAACAGGUUAUAAAAGUUAGAGAAAAGUUGGGGAGUGGUUGCGGGGGGGGGUGUGCUGGAGGAAGAAGGGGAGAUUAUGAUUGGGUGGAAGGAAGGAGAGAUUAAGUCAUGUUAGGACAAGGCGAAGGAAGCUGAACAAGAACACGGAACAUUGAACAGGAUAGCACAGGUCAGGCCCUUCAGCCCACAAUGUAUAUACUGAGCAUGAUGCCAAAUUAAUCUCUUCCGCUUUGCGCGUGAUCCUCAUCCCUCCGUUCUGUGUAUCUUCAUGUGUCCACCUAAAGCCCUCUUGAAUGCCAUGUAAGGCAAGAGUCUGGAAGAGGUGUACAAGGAAGAAAGAAAAAUCAUUGUCUGAAAUUAUUAAAUGAAAGUACAGUGAAUGCUGGAAAUGUGAAAUAAAAAAAAUGCAGGAGAUGUUAAUAACCGAAACUGUGAAAUUAAUAAUAAGCUUCAAAGAUUGUAAUAUCCCUAGAUAGAAAAUGAACUCUUUCAUAAGUUUGGUCUGGGCUUCAUUGCAACAGUGUAGGAGGCCGAUGGCAGAGUGUGGGAUAGAGGAUUAAAGUAAUUAAUGACAGGAAUACGAGGAUCAUACUCUCACACUAACGGGAAAUAUUCCACAGAAGAAGCCACUCGGUCUAUGACUGGUCUCCCCCCGAAGAAAAAAAAACAAGUCGACAGCAGUUGACAGGGAAAAUUGCCUUGAGAAGAAGUCUAAGUUGUUUCAUCUGGGAAGAGUGUUUGGACCCUGGAUGCUAUAGAAGUUAAAGGUCGGGAGUUGCAUUUCCUAUCUUCUUCCUAAGCCCAACACCCCUUUUUUUACUUGUGCAUAGGCCACUGACAGCUGCUCACUGGAGUCCUUUAUACUGGGCCAGACAUUCCUCUGGACGAUAAAAGGUUGAUUAGCCCUGUGGCUUCCACGAACUUGCGGCUUUCGCCAGACGACUUUAUACACCUUCCAGGCGAAGAUCCUUCCUCUCCUAGGAAUGAGGUCUUUGGAGCUUCCGUUGGCAUUUCUGUAGCACUGGGUUUUUAUGGGAUGGGGUUGCUGGCCCUAUGCCUAACCCUCCUUCUUUCACAGGCAGGCUUGGGACUGUCCAUGGCAGAAUCUGGCAUUUCCUGUGGUUGCUAGGAAAGGUGAUCUGAGAAGAGGACAUUUACUGUCCACAUUCCAACAAGGGGUUGUUCCAUACAUCUGACAUCAGUUUGGAAGAAGUGGGUACACGAAGCAACAGAGGAAGUUUUCUCAAAUUGGUGACUUUCCUCAUGGAUGUGUAGCCAUUCUGCAUUGACGAGCAUUCCAAGUACAGUUCUGUGCAAAAGUCCCAGGCACAUAUAUUCAUAUAUAGAGCCUGGAUGCGUAAGACGUUUGCACAGUACUG
This is a messenger RNA of Mobula hypostoma (lesser devil ray), 2752 nucleotides long. RefSeq names its product transmembrane protein 235b (gene tmem235b). The coding region runs from base 30 to 701 and encodes 223 amino acids. Lineage: Eukaryota; Metazoa; Chordata; Chondrichthyes; Myliobatiformes; Myliobatidae. Gene Ontology annotation, cellular component: apical plasma membrane. The record is from RefSeq and is a predicted model, not a curated record. The transcript has 4 exons.